Messenger RNA from Cercocebus atys (sooty mangabey), 2097 nucleotides. RefSeq names its product opioid receptor, delta 1 (gene OPRD1). NCBI's taxonomy places the organism in Eukaryota, Metazoa, Chordata, Mammalia, Primates, Cercopithecidae. Gene Ontology annotation, molecular function: neuropeptide binding; G protein-coupled enkephalin receptor activity. Gene Ontology annotation, biological process: G protein-coupled opioid receptor signaling pathway; neuropeptide signaling pathway. The transcript has 3 exons. Gene Ontology annotation, cellular component: membrane; neuron projection. The record is from RefSeq and is a predicted model, not a curated record. The coding region runs from base 236 to 1354 and encodes 372 amino acids.
AGCCUGCGGCUGCUCCUGGCUCACAGCGCUCCGGGCGAGGAGAGCGGGCGGACGUCGGGGGCUGGGCCGGUGCGGGUGCGAGGCAGGCGGAGGAGGCGCAGAGACAGCGGGGCGGCCGGGACGCGGCAGCCGGCGGCGUCGGGGCCGCGGCCUCUACCUGCCGGCUCACUUGGUGUCGGAUCCCCGCGCCCAGGGCGCACGGUGGAGAGGGACGCGGCGGAGCCGGCCGGCAACCAUGGAACCGGCCCCCUCCGCCGGCGCCGCGCUGCAGCCCCCGCUCUUCGCCAACGCCUCGGACGCCUACCCUAGCGCCUUCCCCAACGCUGGCGCCAAUGCGUCGGGGCCGCCGGGUGCGCGGAGCGCCUCGUCCCUCGCCCUGGCAAUCGCCAUCACUGCGCUCUACUCGGCCGUGUGCGCCGUGGGGCUGCUGGGCAACGUGCUCGUCAUGUUCGGCAUCGUACGGUACACUAAGAUGAAGACGGCCACCAACAUCUACAUCUUCAACCUGGCCUUGGCUGAUGCGCUGGCCACCAGCACGCUGCCUUUCCAGAGUGCCAAGUACCUGAUGAAGACGUGGCCCUUCGGCGAGCUGCUCUGCAAGGCUGUGCUCUCCAUCGACUACUACAAUAUGUUCACCAGCAUCUUCACGCUCACCAUGAUGAGUGUCGACCGCUACAUCGCUGUCUGCCACCCUGUCAAGGCCCUGGACUUCCGCACGCCUGCCAAGGCCAAGCUGAUCAACAUCUGUAUCUGGGUCCUGGCCUCAGGCAUUGGCGUGCCCAUCAUGGUCAUGGCUGUGACCCGUCCCCGGGAUGGGGCGGUGGUGUGCAUGCUCCAGUUCCCCAGCCCCAGCUGGUACUGGGACACGGUGACCAAGAUCUGCGUGUUCCUCUUCGCCUUCGUGGUGCCCAUCCUCAUCAUCACCGUGUGCUACGGCCUCAUGCUGCUGCGCCUGCGCAGUGUGCGCCUGCUGUCGGGCUCCAAGGAGAAGGACCGCAGCCUACGGCGCAUCACGCGGAUGGUGCUGGUGGUGGUGGGCGCCUUCGUGGUGUGUUGGGCGCCCAUCCACAUAUUCGUCAUCGUCUGGACGCUGGUGGAUAUCGACCGGCGCGACCCGCUGGUGGUGGCCGCGCUGCACCUGUGCAUCGCUCUGGGCUACGCCAAUAGCAGUCUCAACCCCGUGCUCUACGCCUUCCUUGACGAGAACUUCAAGCGCUGCUUCCGCCAGCUCUGCCGCAAGCCCUGUGGCCGCCCGGACCCCAGCAGCUUCAGCCGCGCUCGCGAAGCCACGGCCCGCGAGCGGGUCACCGCCUGCACCCCGUCCGACGGUCCCGGCGGUGGCGCCGCCGCCUGACCAGGCCGUCCGGCCCCCAGCACGCUCCUCCCUAGUGACCCGGCGGCCACAUGAGUCCCAGUGGGAGGCGCGAGCCAUGAUGUGGAAUGGGGCAGUAGAAGGUCGGAGGCUUGGGAUCGCCAGAUGGGGCCUGUGUUUUGGAGACGAGGCCGGGCCGCGAGAUGGGCAUGGGGUGGGCCUCUGGUUUGGGGCGAGGCCGAGGGCAGAUCAAUAGCGCGGGGCCUCUGGACUGGGUGCCCCGUCCACGGCUCUAGGUGGGGCGGGAAUGCCAGUGACUCCAGGGGAGGAGCUGGACCUGUGGCUCUGGAACUGAGUCCCUAAACAGGGGUUCUCCAGGGAGGCGGGGCUUCAUCCUUGAGACAGCCUCGGUUUCUAGCUUGGAGCCGGACUGUUGGAGUUGGGCGUCCGGGCCCAGGACCCAGGAGGGGCAGUGGUGGGGUCAGUUGCUUGAAAACUGAGCUGCAAGACUGGGUCUCUGUGUAGUAGGGAGGAGCCUCCUGUGAGGGGAGACCCAGAGACAGGACAGCCGGGUGUGGCCACAGCUCAAGAUUUGGUCACUAGAGAGGGGGCCUGUGCAAAGGACCUGUGGCCUCAAUUUCGGAUACAGUCCCAGCCCCGAGUUCUAGCAAGGGGCAAGGCUCGCUGAGGUCCAGGUCCAACUUGACACCUCUAUAAAUAGAAUAUAAAAGACUGAGGGGCCAGGCGUGGUGGCUCAAGCUUGUAAUCCCAGCACUUUGGGAGGC